Molecule: messenger RNA, 1421 nt
Organism: Vanessa tameamea
Lineage: Eukaryota; Metazoa; Arthropoda; Insecta; Lepidoptera; Nymphalidae
Product: speckle targeted PIP5K1A-regulated poly(A) polymerase-like
Exons: 3
Coding region: 194-1405 (403 amino acids)
Molecular function (GO): RNA uridylyltransferase activity
Source: RefSeq, a predicted model, not a curated record
GUAGGUUAAGGCACUAAAAUGUCAUCAGCGUAUUAUGAACUAUGAACGUUUAGUAAUUUUAUUUGUCAUUGGAUGGAUAAUAUAAUUGUAGUUUCUCGUAAAACAACAACAAUAUUCGAAUUAUGUUACAUUAAUCUUGUAAAUAUCUAGUAACGUUUUGUAAUUAAAAGUAGUCUUGUUAAGAAUUGUGAUUAUGGAAACAAAUGACAAUAUAUAUGAUACAUCAAAGCUAUCAUUCGAAGGUGAUUUUGAUGAACAGGUUCAAGAAAUAAUGCAAUAUGUGAGACUUACAAAGCAUGAAGUGGAAAAUUUGCAAAUAUUAUUGGACGAUAUACACAAAACUUUUAAUGAAGUCUGGCCAGGUUGCACAGUCAACGGUUUUGGUUCAAUAGUCUCGGGACUUGGGAUAAAAACAAGUGAUAUAGAUUGCUAUGUGCAGCUCCCGAGCUGGCUCAGUCCUCCGAAUGCAUCAUUUGUUAUGAAAGCUAGAAAUAUAUUGAGAAGGCGACAUUGGAUAUUCCAAAAAUUAUUUGCAAUAACCAAUGCCAAAGUGCCUAUUGUUAAGUUUUAUCAUGCUCCAACAGAAAGAUGUUGUGAUUUAAACUUUAGUAGCUUUGCUGGAGUGAGAAAUAGUCAGUUAAUUUCUUAUUUAUUAGAAAUAGACAAUAGAAUAUUAUACUUGUCAAUUCUUAUUAAGUACUGGUCCAAGGUACAUAAGUUGACUGGUGUUAAUUUGAUGCCAAAUUAUUGUCUGACGAUGAUGGUAAUAUUUUACUUACAGCAAAAGAACAUUUUGCCCUCAAUUAUACAUUUACAACAAAAUGUCGAUGAACAUAUUGUUGAUAACUGGAACACAGCUUUCUGUGAAGAUAAUCAUGUGAAUAAUAAUGAAGAAACAUUAUAUCAAUUGCUUGGAGGAUUUUUUGAAUACUAUAAUACUUUUAAAUAUUCUAAGUAUAUUAUAUGUCCUUUUAUGGGUAAGCCAGUGGAAAGAGAAUUUUUUUUAAAAGUUGAUACUGUGCCAGCAGAGUUUUCACUUUAUAAAAUAAAUGUAGAAAAGGAUAGCCAAUGUAAACCAAUUAGACUAGACACUGUUUUGUGCGUGCAAGACCCAUUUGAGCACAACAGAAACUGUGCAGUUGCUGUGCAUCCUAAAUUAGCACAACACAUAAUGUCUCAUUUUAAUAGAGCUACCGAUAUUUAUAAUAGCAACAAUGAAGAAAAUUUUCUACAAACAUUAUUAUUAGGAACAGAUAACUAUCCAGCCAACAAAAACAAACCAAAGAAACCUGCAAUAUUUAAUGGAAUCAAGAAACAGUACAAAGUUAAUCAGAACUUACGACAGAAUAUUAAAUGUAUCACAAAAAAUAUAUUCCAAGGGAAAAAUAAACGGAACUACAGAUAAAUAAACCAACACAAUU